This is a messenger RNA of Hevea brasiliensis (rubber tree), 1165 nucleotides long. RefSeq names its product telomere repeat-binding factor 4. Gene Ontology annotation, cellular component: nucleosome. Lineage: Eukaryota; Viridiplantae; Streptophyta; Magnoliopsida; Malpighiales; Euphorbiaceae. The transcript is spliced from 6 exons. The record is from RefSeq and is a predicted model, not a curated record. Gene Ontology annotation, molecular function: double-stranded telomeric DNA binding. Gene Ontology annotation, biological process: nucleosome assembly. The coding region runs from base 97 to 915 and encodes 272 amino acids.
GCACAAAACGGACACUGAACAUAAAUAAAAAAAAAAAAAAGAAAAAAAGAAAAGAGGGUUUGAGAGCGAGAAAGAAAGCAGCGAGCCAGGGAUAUAAUGGGAAAAGAGAAGCAAAAAUGGACAGCGGAGGAGGAGGAGGCGCUGCUAAACGGAGUGGCUAAGCACGGCUCUGGCAAGUGGAAGAACAUUCUCAAAGAUCCCGAUUUUGCUCCUUUCCUCACUCAACGCUCUAACAUCGACCUUAAGGACAAAUGGCGGAAUUUGAGUGUUAGUAAUUCUGCACAAGGUUCUAAGGAUAAAGCAAGGGCACAUAAAAUUAAAACUGUAACAGUAACUCCACCCUCCAAUGCGCCAAACUCUGCUUCUGCUGAUGGAUCUGUGGAUGCUCUUAUGGAUGACCUUUCAAACAACGCUGUGGAUGGAAAGAAUGCCCCAAGGCAUGAUGCAAUGAUUUUUGAAGCUCUUUCAACCAUAAAAGACACAAAUGGAUGUGAUAUCAGUGCUAUUGUUCACUUUAUUGAGCAAAGGCACGUGGUGCCACAAAAUUUUAGAAGGUUAUUAAGUUCAAGGUUGAGGAGGCUUGUUUCACAAGGCAAAUUGGAAAAGGUCCAAAAUUGCUAUAGAAUCGGGCAAGAUGCCUCACUGGGAACAAAAACGCCAACCCCAAAACAAAAGGAUGUCAGGCCAAGGCAAUCACAAAAUUCUAGAUUACUUUCUGGCGAGACAGUGGAGGAAGCAGCAAUAGCUGCUGCUUACAAAGUUGCUGAAGCAGAAAAUAAAUCAUUUUUGGCUGCUGAAGCGGUUAAGGAGGCAGAAAAAGUAUCAAAGAUGGCAGAAGACACCGACUCCAUGCUCCAGUUAGUGAAAGAGAUUUAUGAACAAUGUUCACGAGGUGAAAUUGUUCUCUUGGCUUGAGAUUGUUCUCGUGGCUUGAGUUAUGGAGUGUAUAAUUAGGAAAAGCAAAAUUCUAAGUGGUUUUCAAAAUCUGUACAUUGCGUGUAGCGAUGGCUUUCUCUCGGGUUGCAUUAGUAACGGUGUCCAUUUUUUUGGUUAGUUAGAAGAAAAUUACGGUUGGAUUAGGUGAGGUCUUACUCUUAGUUAGAUUCGUCAAAUGUACAAUUAAGAAAAGCAAUAAUAUUAUAAUAUGGAUAAAUUUCAAUAGUUA